AGGCCCGAGAGCGCCAUGAGCACGCCCACCGUCGUCCCCAGCGCCCCAGGCCCGGGUCCGGGGCCGAGCGCAGGCGGCGGCCCGGGCGGUGUGGGCGUGGGCGGCCCCGGGGGCGGCAGCGGCGGCGUAGGCGUGGGCGGCAGCGGUGGUACCGAGGUUAUCCAGGUGACGAACGUGUCCCCGAGCGCCAGCUCGGAGCAGAUGCGGACCCUCUUCGGUUUCCUGGGCAAGAUCGAUGAGCUGCGCCUCUUCCCGCCCGAUGACUCGCCUUUGCCAGUCUCAUCACGUGUCUGUUUUGUAAAGUUCCAUGACCCAGACUCGGCAGUUGUGGCCCAGCAUCUGACAAACACUGUAUUCGUUGACAGAGCUUUGAUAGUCGUACCCUAUGCAGAAGGAGUUAUUCCUGAUGAGACUAAGGCUUUGUCUCUGUUGGCACCAGCUAAUGCAGUGGCAGGUCUUCUGCCUGGUGGUGGACUUCUGCCUACUCCAAACCCCCUUACCCAGAUCGGUGCUGUACCUCUGGCUGCUUUGGGCGCCCCUGCUCUGGACCCUGCCCUUGCUGCUCUUGGGCUUCCUGGAGCAAACUUGAACUCUCAGUCUCUUGCAGCAGAUCAGUUACUGAAGCUAAUGAGCACUGUUGAUCCCAAGUUGAACCAUGUCGCCGCAGGCCUCGUGUCACCGAGUCUCAAGUCUGAUACCUCCAGUAAAGAGAUAGAGGAGGCCAUGAAGAGAGUGAGGGAAGCGCAGUCGCUGAUUUCUGCUGCCAUAGAGCCAGAUAAGAAAGAAGAAAAACGGAGGCAUUCAAGAUCCAGGUCACGUUCCAGGAGGAGGAGGACUCCUUCAUCUUCCAGACAUAGACGGUCAAGAAGCAGAUCCAGAAGGAGAUCUCAUUCCAAGUCAAGAAGUAGGCGACGAUCUAAGAGUCCACGCCGGAGAAGGUCUCAUUCCCGAGAGCGAGGUCGAAGGUCCAGGAGCACAUCCAAAACCAGAGACAAAAAGAAAGAAGAAAAAGAGAAGAAGCGUUCAAAAACGCCACCCAAAAGCUAUAGCACAGCACGCCGGUCACGGAGCACCAGCCGCCAGCACCUUUGUCCUUGCAGGGAGAGACGCCGCAGGAGGAGUCGCAGCGGAACCCGGUCCCCCAAGAAGCCUCGGUCUCCCAAGAGGAAGCUAUCCCGCUCGCCCUCUCCCAGGAGACACAAAAAAGAGAAGAAGAAAGAGAAGGACAAGGAGCGGCGCGACGAGCGGGAGCGCUCCACCAGCAAGAAGAAGAAGAGCAAAGACAAGGAGAAGGAACGGGAGCGGAAGUCGGAGAGCGACAAGGACGUCAAACAGGUGACGAGAGAUUACGACGAGGAGGAGCAGGGCUACGACAGCGAGAAGGACAAGAAGGACGACAAGAAGCCGCCCGAGCCGGGCUCGCCCAAGGCCAAGGAGGCGCCCGCUGAGAAGGGCGGCAGCGGCGACGCACUGCGGGAGUCCAAGGUGAACGGCGACGACCACCACGAGGAGGACAUGGACAUGAGCGACUGAGGGCCGCCCGCGCCCACGUGCCUCGGCGUCAUUCCCCCGCUCGCUCCCCCGCCCCGUCCGCCCCCAAACCUAGAUGUUCCGAGCUCCGAGCUAGAGACGGCUGGAGGCGCCGCUCCUCGCCCGCCGCCCGGGGCCCGGAGCCGCCCGGCCAGGCCCUGCCGCCGCGUGCGGGCGCCGCGGGGCCCCGACUGACCAGCUGCAUGCAUCUCCAGCAGGCAUGGAUUGUGGAUGUUGUAUGAUCUCCUUAUUAAACUAAGCUCGCGUAGAACCUUUCUAGAGUUUGAUUCCUUCCAGUCCUAGAGCCGCGUAGGGAAUGCACCGACCGCAUGUCAUCGGGGGCCGCCGGGGGCCCAGCCCCCGCCCCGCCUCCUCUCUGUGCGUUUGGUUUGGCUUUCGAGGUUGAAGAUGCACCCGACGUCCUCCUUUUAACGAUUAGGCUUUUGUUUUCCCCCCACCGCCCCGUCUGUAGCCGAUAGCCUCCCCGGGACGCAGCCGAGCCCCCCACCCCAUGUACAGUUUUCGUUGGGCUUUUCUCUGGGUGCGACUGUUGUGAGCGCGCGGGGGGCCGUGCGUUCCUCAUUGCCGUUUGUAUGCUUUUAAGAGUCCCCGAGGACGUCCUCAGGAGCUCCCGCCGUAGAAGGAGAAGGUGGUGUUGGGGGUGCUGUGCGGCCGCGGGGCGCCCCCUCCCACCUAGCUAGUUAGGCCGAGCUGUUCCUAGGUAAGAAGCGAAGUGAGCGACUCCGUACGGUCUGUGCCAUGUUGAUGUACAGUUUCUGCAAUUGUUUUACAAGACUUUGAUAAUAAAACCCUGAAACUUCAGCUCA
Molecule: messenger RNA, 2357 nt
Organism: Gracilinanus agilis (Agile Gracile Mouse Opossum)
Lineage: Eukaryota; Metazoa; Chordata; Mammalia; Didelphimorphia; Didelphidae
Gene: SRSF11
Product: serine and arginine rich splicing factor 11
Exons: 12
Coding region: 16-1533 (505 amino acids)
Biological process (GO): RNA splicing
Cellular component (GO): nucleoplasm
Molecular function (GO): RNA binding
Source: RefSeq, a predicted model, not a curated record